This is a messenger RNA of Eucalyptus grandis, 2364 nucleotides long. Its product is annotated as myrosinase-binding protein 1-like. NCBI's taxonomy places the organism in Eukaryota, Viridiplantae, Streptophyta, Magnoliopsida, Myrtales, Myrtaceae. The coding region runs from base 1 to 2364 and encodes 787 amino acids. The record is from RefSeq and is a predicted model, not a curated record. Gene Ontology annotation, biological process: signal transduction. The transcript is spliced from 8 exons.
AUGCCUUCUGAUCAUUCUCGUCGAUGGACACCCGACGUAUUCGUGAGUUACGAGGUCACUGACAGUAACGUGGAGAGUUUCACAUCGAUCCUCUUCGCAAAGCUGGAGCAGGCGGGGAUUGGCUUCAGAGACUCCCACAAAAGGGCCGGUGACCCCAUCAACGCAAUCUGGCAGGCAAGGUUCGCCCUCGUCGUGUUCUCCGAGAACUAUGCCAACUCCGGCCAGCGCCUGACAGAACUGGUCAAUAUCCUCCUUCGCAGAGGGAAUUCCAAGUACCCCAGACUCGUGGUUAUUCCCAUCUUUCAUGGCAUAGUCCCAGCCAAGGUUAUGGAGUCUGGGGCAAAAGACGAAUUCAAGAAAGCUCUCCGCAGCUUCCCUAAGAACGAGAAAGAUGGGAAGAAGGAAGAAUGGGGGCGUGCCCUAGCAGAGGUUGAGAAGAUUCCGGGUUACGAUUUGCAGAAAGACGCCAAUGGAUGGAAUUUUUGUGUGAUCGGCAGAAUUGUGAGGAAUGUGUUGUUUCUCGAUAUGUAUGGUACGGCGCACCCUCCUUUGCCGCAAGGUUUUGGGCCUUUUGGAGGCAGCAGUAAAAAGCCUUGGCAUUCUGAUGAAAUAAAAGGGAUUCAAAUUCUCUACACGGAAUUCAUUCAGACCGUUACUUUCGGCACCACCGCCAACGAGCAAGAGGGUAAAAAUGACGGGAAGGAUCACUACAAGGUUAAAUUGAAUACAGAAGAGGACAUAAUUUCUUUUCAUGGACAUUUCCAAGAGGCAGAGGGUGGCCGUGUUCGAUUCAAGGCCCUGAGGUUUCGAACAACCCUAGGUCGAGAUGUGGGAGUGGGACAGAUUGAUGACGGGCGAGAGGACUACUUUUCCGUACCAUUACCGUCAGACGCCGGGAAAGUUGUCGAGUUUUUCGGGAGCCAAAGUGGGGAUGGUCUCGCAUCAAUUGGAGCACGUGUCGAGCUAACACGUGAGGUGUCCUGUCCUCCGGGGUUAUUCGGGGGUACAAGAGGGGUGAGAUGGGAUGCUAAACGGCAUGCCACUGUAAAGGGAAUCAGGGCGCUACGCGAUUCAAGUGGCAAUCGAUGCAUCCGAUCAAUCGCGUUCCGAUUUGACAAUGAUAAAUGGUGGUGGCCGCCUGGCAGCGAUAAAAAAUGGCACAUGGAGUUUACAAUAAAUGAUCCAGAUGAGUAUCUGUCUUCAAUAUCCGGAUGUUAUACUUACAAUGGCAUUACAUCUCUCACGUUUCUAACAAACAAAAAAAGUGCCAUAACUAUUGGUGAUGGAACGGGAACCCACUUCUCAUCUCUUGAAAUGGAUUACGGGAUUGUUGGAUCUUACGGAUGGAGUGAUGAACAUCUUCUUUAUGGAAUUGGAGAAUAUUUUGAACGGAUCCCGAAUACUCCCGUAGCUAAAUCAAUCGGGCCAUUUGGAGGAGUAAUUGCUUGGGACGACGGGAAAUUCAAGGGUGUGAAGGAAUUUUGCCUAGCUAACAAAGAUGGUAUCCGUUACGUUAAGAUUGUGUAUGAUGACGGUAGUAAAGAGGGUCACACAGCUAUUCACGGUGACUCCACUGAAGAUUUCUCCGGCUACAUACAAACGGUUAAAUUGAAUUGUUCACAAGAGUACUUGAUAUCGAUCUCUGGUUACACGCGAGAGGAUGGUUGUAUCGGAUCACUCACAUUUUGUAGCAAUAGGAGAAUAAAAACCGUGGGCCCCAAGAAGGGGGACUACUUUUGGUAUCCAUCCAACAAAAGCAGAAUCGUCGGCUUUUACGGAACAUGUAGCAAGAGUCUCAAUUCCAUAGGAGUGCACGAGGAACCGAUACCGCAGUGGAAAUCUUCCGAGUAUAAACCUAACGGGUUUUCAUGCUCUGGCCAGAUUGAUUGGGACGAUAAAGAUCAUUCUAACGUGGUAGGAUAUCGUGUGACUAAGAUGGGAUCUAGCCAAAAAAAGCUAAAAAUUGAGUCCAUCACUUUUAUGUACGAAAAUAAUGGUUCCUUAGUUGAAGGUUCUCGACAUGGCGGAGGAGACCCGUCUUCAGGCGAUUGGGUCAUGCUGGAUUAUCCCAAGGAGCGCCUAGAUGGGAUAACGGGCUAUUGGUGCAUAGAAGAUACGGACACUAUCAUCCACGACCUGACUAUAUUUACCACGAAUAUCAACUCGUCGUACGCAGAGAGAGGAGAGCUAAACUCAAAUUCCGCGUCCGCGUCAGCGUCAAAUCCAAUGUCAGAGCCAAAGUCAAAGAAAUUUACUAUCCUGGAACGACCAGAGAAACGAUCAGAACAAGGCAGGAGGAUCGUUGGCUUUUUCGGCAGGGCGAAAACAUGCCUUAAUUUUAUUGGAGCGCAUUUGGAACCAUAA